Messenger RNA from Lodderomyces jiufengensis, 747 nucleotides. RefSeq names its product ubiquinone biosynthesis protein. Lineage: Eukaryota; Fungi; Ascomycota; Pichiomycetes; Serinales; Debaryomycetaceae. The record is from RefSeq and is a predicted model, not a curated record. Gene Ontology annotation, cellular component: mitochondrial inner membrane. The transcript has a single exon. Gene Ontology annotation, biological process: ubiquinone biosynthetic process. The coding region runs from base 1 to 747 and encodes 248 amino acids. Gene Ontology annotation, molecular function: lipid binding.
AUGUUCAAAGUACUAAAACCUAGGUCAAUACCGUUAAAAACUAUCAGGACGUAUCAUUCAACUAGUCACAUAGGUACAAAUAAAAUAAUAAAUGAAAAUUUAAUAGAAUCAAAAAUAUUAAAUAAAGCAGUUGAAUAUAUUCCAAAAUAUGGAUUUAAUUCAACAGAACCAAUAACAAAAGCCAUUAGAGAUUUGAGUUAUUCAGAUUCCAUUAUUUCAUUAUUUUCUUCAAAUCCUUCGGGAAAUUCAUUACCUUUCCAAUUAACCUUGUAUUGGUUGAAUCUUAAAAGAUUAGAAUUAGAAAAUUUCGCUCAAUCUACAACAACCACUUCAUCAAAUGAAAUUCAAAAUUUACAAAAUUUAAUAAUAGAAAGAUUAAUGUAUAAUAAACCAGUAAUAAAUAAAUUACAAGAAGCUAUGAGUUUAUUGAUUUUACCAUAUAAUAUUCCUCAAUCAUUAGAAGAAAUUAUGAAAUUAUCUGAUGAUUUAACUUUUUACGCAGGUGAUAAAUCAAAUGAUUUUAAUUGGUACCUGAAAAGAUUUAGUGUUGGUGCCAUAUAUUUGAAAAGUGAAUUAUUUAUGCUCAAUGAUACUAGUUUGGAUUUUACGAUGACAAAACAAUUUGUUGUUGAAAAAUGUGAAGAAUUUGAAAUGUUGGGUAAUGGAAUAAUUAAUAUUGAACAAUGGGUUGAAUUCAAUGCUAUUAGUUUAGUAAAUUUGAUAAAAUCUCAAUUAAUUAGGGGAUAA